Molecule: messenger RNA, 1662 nt
Organism: Oppiella nova
Lineage: Eukaryota; Metazoa; Arthropoda; Arachnida; Sarcoptiformes; Oppiidae
Source: the annotation of a GenBank genome assembly
AUUUGUUGACAACUUUUCAAUACGUGUUUACAAAUUGUUCAGAAAUAUAAAUGUUUUAUAAUUUGAUUGCAAAUUAAUUGAAGUUUUAUUUGAUUUUAUUAUAGAUUUAGUGAAUAAGUAGUGAAUUGUAUGGAAAUGGGAGACAACGAAGAAAACGAUGAGUUGAGAGCAAAGCGAAAGAUAAUUGACGCCAAACUCAAAGCGAGACCGGAGUUGAUGGACAGUCGGGCGUGGACUGCAAACAAUUACAGCCAAACGUUUGACUUGAAUCCCAACGCCUUUGAAGACAACGUGGAGAGGAUUAGCGUCCAAGAGGUGAGGGUCGAGCAGUUCGUCGAGAGGUAUGAGAAGCUGUACCGUCCGGUCGUAGUGACCGGUGUCUGCGACCACUGGAAGGCCUGUCACAAGUGGACACUCGAGAGGUUGGCCAAGAAGUACAGGAACCAGAAGUUCAAGUGCGGUGAAGACAAUGAGGGAUAUUCGGUGAAACUCAAGAUGAAAUACUUCGUGCAUUACAUGCGAGACAAUGCGGACGACAGUCCGCUCUAUAUAUUUGACAGCAAUUAUGGAGAACACUGCCGGAAGAAGAAACUUCUGGACGACUACUCGAUUCCCGAGUAUUUCAGCGAUGAUUUGUUCCAAUACGUGGGCGAAGAGAGACGACCCCCUUAUCGGUGGUUCGUGAUGGGGCCCGAGAGGUCCGGCACUGGCAUUCAUAUCGACCCUUUGGGUACAAGUGCUUGGAAUGCGUUGAUUGUCGGAUACAAGCGAUGGUGUCUUUUCCCGACAAACACUCCGCGAGAACUGAUUAAAGUGAAGCCCACAGAAGGCGGCCGACAGAGUGAAGAAGCCAUCACUUGGUUUACUGUGAUAUACCCUAAGACACAAUCCCCUGAUUGGCCGCAAGAGUUCAAACCGUUGGAGAUUCUGCAGAAGGCCGGGGAGACUGUGUUUGUGCCGAGCGGGUGGUGGCAUGUGGUCAUCAACCUGUCGGACACUAUAGCUGUCACUCAAAACUUUUGCAGUCUUACUAACUUUCCGGUUGUUUGGCAUAAGACGGUCAGAGGGAGACCCAAAUUGUCACAAAAAUGGCUGUCAGUUCUUAAGGAGAAAUUUCCGGACAUCGCGGCCGUCGCAGAGAGAGUGGAUUUGAGUGAAAGCACGGGCGUUGCCUCCGAUAGCUCCGAUGACAGCAGUUCCAGCUCCAGUUCCGACUCGGAGGAGUGCUGUUCAAGUCCCGGACACUCAGUUUCGGUCAGUGAUAACGAUUCCGGUCAGGAGAGCAUUGGCAACAAAAAACACCGCAGAAAACGGUUUUGAGAUAUUACUUUGAAUGAAAAUAGUUAACUAAGUAACUAAACUAAGAAAGGUCUGUAUCUAGACACUCAGAUGUAAAACAUUAAAGUGCCAUAAAUUUUAUAAAUUGUUUUAUUAUGAAAGCUCACGAAAAGAAUCACGAAAUGAAUGCUUAAACUUCGCAAACGCUUCAAUCGUUAUAUAGAUUUGUAAUAUCAAAUAGUUUUCAUCAUUUGGGUCGACAUUACUUUCACGAAUUGCUGAUUCUUUGUAAAGCCAUUGGUAUUCGAGGCCUCCGUUUGCAACCCUUUUUCACAGAAAUAUAUUAUACUUUUAUAUAUUCUCGUCAUUUUAAUACAUUUUCAC